CAAUGAACGGGUGUCCGAGCUAUACAAGGCAAAGGAGCAUCCACAGUAAGACGCGGCUAUUAAGGGGAUGAGGCAUCGAUACGCGGGAGCUGUCUAUCAGCACCAAAUCCCCGACGAAGAGCGAGGCAGCGUGCAGAGCCAAGACCCAAACCCAGUCGCUCCAGUUUUCAGUCUGCCGCCCCCUCCUCCGUCUUUCAGAGAGCGUUCGACUACCACCUCGCACUACCUGAACCACCACCAACUGCCUUGUCUGAGCAAGCCCUCUCGAAGAGGUAUCCAUGCCUGUCAGCCGCAGCACGGCGACCCCCCGCCUCUGACAAGCUACGACAUCGCCCAGCGACCUUCACACCGGGUCUGUAAACCCGCCGGGCAGCCAGCGCACCUACAGCAGAACCUUUGGGCCGCAGCCGGUUCCCAGCCGCAGUCGGAGCAGCCUUUUUUUCAGAGCUACCACUGCAAUUUUUCCGAGGAGGCGAGCCUUUCUCACCAGCGCCAGCGCCAACCCCUCGCUCACCCGCCGCAGCCCUCCCCAUCUUUGCCGCCGUCGUCCUCUCUGCUGUUUUUGCAGGAAUCUAAUCACGGGGAUAAUUUGCAAAGCAGUGACAAUUAUCAACAGGCGAGCAACGUGGAACGCUACCGGGGAGGAGGAGGAGGAGGGCACCGAGACCAGAAGCAGUUGUUGCAGCAACAGCAGCACAGCAGACUCCAACACAGGGACCCCUCCCCUGAAACAACCCGAGCAAACUCACAGAAGGGGCGCACUAUAAAUGUAUGUGAGUCAAUCGAGGCUAAUCGGCGAGCAUUCCAGUCCCAGACUCAGGACCUGCAGCAGCUACAGCAACUCCCACAAUUGCGAGCUCAACAACAGCUACUGGUGGGGAGCAGCUUCCCUGUAUACUACUGCGCCAACGGUUCAGGAGAGCUCUGUCGGAAUAACCAGGCAACACUGCUGCAACAGCAUCAGCAAGACGCACAGGGGCGUCCGCAGCACUGUGACCAAGACCGCAAUAAGCCAGGGAGGACAAACCAAGCCAACCAGCCACAGCACCCCAACCAGCCACAGCACCCCAACCAGCCGCAGCACCAUUGCCGCGACUCUCGUGUAAACUCACCAACGCAGCCGUACGGAGGGAACUCGUCUGCGACUGGCAGUAGCAGCAAGAGCAGCCCUAACUACGGCUCCAGCUAUCACCUAUGGCCCGAGAGCCCGCAUAAGGGAGAAGAGAGGAUACUCAUCGAUCAUCAUCAGGCAACCACUGAGCAAAAGAAGCUGAGCCAUGCUGGAUCCUCCCUCUCCGAGAGCAGCGGCCGACUCCCUCAGAUAGCCAUGAACACCUGCAAGCACAAUGGCGGCGUAGUGAGACCACUGGGCAGCCUGGCGUCAUCGCGGCGCAACCUAGCAGAGCUCGACUCCGAAACACAGCCCCUCCAGACGCUGCACAGUUCUGGCCUGGAGGUGGUUGUUUCCAAGGGAAACAGUGAGGACCCCGGCAAGGAGUCCAACGAGAGCCUGGUCAGGGACGGGAACGGUGCUCCUGUGAAGAAGAACAAAGACAUCGGCUAUAGACUCGGCCACCGGAGGGCGCUCUUUGAGAAGCGAAAGAGACUCAGUGACUACGCACUCAUCUUCGGGAUGUUUGGGAUUGUCGUCAUGGUGACGGAGACGGAACUGUCCUGGGGAGUUUACGGCAAGGAAUCUUCGUACUCAUUUGCACUGAAAUGCCUUAUCAGCCUUUCCACUGUUAUAUUGCUUGGUCUUAUAAUAAUGUACCAUGCCCGGGAAAUCCAGCUGUUCAUGGUGGACAAUGGGGCGGACGACUGGAGGAUAGCCAUGACGUACGAGCGCAUCUUCUUCAUCGUGCUGGAGCUGCUGGUGUGCGCCAUCCACCCCAUCCCGGGCCAUUACCGCUUCACGUGGACGGCGCGGAUCGCCUUCACCUACACGCCAUCGACGGCCAAUGCCGACGUGGACAUCAUCCUCUCCAUUCCCAUGUUCUUGCGCCUCUACCUGAUCGGCCGCGUCAUGCUGCUCCACAGCAAGCUCUUCACGGACGCCUCGUCGCGCAGCAUCGGCGCCCUCAACAAGAUCAACUUCAAUACGCGCUUCGUCAUGAAGACCCUCAUGACCAUCUGCCCCGGCACCGUGCUGCUUGUCUUCAGCAUCUCCUCCUGGAUCAUUGCCGCCUGGACGGUGCGCGUCUGCGAGAGGUAUCAUGACACACAGGAAGUGACCAGUAACUUCCUGGGAGCCAUGUGGCUCAUCUCUAUUACCUUCCUCUCCAUUGGCUACGGAGACAUGGUACCUAACACGUACUGUGGGAAAGGCGUAUGUCUGCUUACAGGGAUCAUGGGAGCGGGCUGCACUGCGCUGGUGGUCGCCGUGGUAGCCAGGAAGUUGGAGUUGACCAAGGCUGAGAAGCAUGUCCACAACUUCAUGAUGGACACACAACUCUGCAAACGAGUAAAGAACACAGCUGCCAAUGUACUCAGGGAAACAUGGCUCAUCUACAAACACACUAAGCUGGUCAAGAAGAUAGAUCACGCUAAGGUGCGCAAACACCAGCGGAAGUUUCUACAGGCCAUCCAUCAACUACGCAGUGUAAAGAUGGAGCAGAGGAAACUCAACGAUCAGGCCAACACGCUAGUGGACCUGGCGAAGACCCAGAACGUGAUGUACGACCUGGUGUCAGAGCUGCAGGAGCGCAGCGAGGAGCUAGACAAGCGCAUCGGCAUGCUGGAGGACAAGCUGGACUCGGUGACGGGCAGCCUACAGGCGCUGCCCUGCCUCAUCUCCCAAGCCAUAACCCAGCAGCAGCAGGAAUUUCUGGACGGUUUCCUGCACCGCUUCCGGCCUGCCUCACUGGGCUCAGAGCGCUCCGAACGCUCAGAGCGCUCCUGGACCUCCACCGCCCGCCGACGCCGCUCGCCCUCCACGGCACCACACACCUCCUCUGACAGCGGCUAGCCCUUGAACCUGCCCUAAACCGCACCACCCCCGACUACAACUUCUCCUUUGGAGCCCCAUAGCGUUCCCCUAACCCCCCUAAACCCCCUCUGCCUUCGCAUCCAAAAACAAACACCGCUGUGACUGAACUCCCAGGGCAGGACUGAACUGGAAACUGCUCCAAUGCGAAUGAGUGAAAACUUCGACACAUCCUCUAAACAACAACCUAAAUGACUUAAACCGAGACAAGUAGAGAUAUGGUUUAUUUUUUAGCCAUUGUAUGGCUGUUCAAGUUAGCUUUUUUUGUAAAAGCCCUUGUAUAGUUAAACUGACUGAGUUCAGGUUCGCUGGGGUGAGAGCUGGCUAUUACACCUGGGUGGGGUGUGGGGGGGGGGGGCUGCCUGGAGGACAGAGGACACCUGCGUCUGCACAGAGGGAAACUUAAAAACGGUGGACAUUUGCCUUUGUUUUCCCCGUAAGUCAAGGUGGCGGUUUAAGAGGGCCUCUGAAAGCUCUGACGUCAGUUCAGUAUUGAAACGCACUUAAAGGGAGGGGGGAGGGGGUUCAUACAAAAGGAGAGCAAGGGGAAUGCACAUGACAUUACUACUGAGUAGGUAUAUUUACACGAAUGCCAAUUUCAAAGUUUCAGUUUCCUUGUUCUUAC
Messenger RNA from Oncorhynchus nerka (sockeye salmon), 3608 nucleotides. Its product is annotated as small conductance calcium-activated potassium channel protein 2-like. The record is from RefSeq and is a predicted model, not a curated record. Gene Ontology annotation, biological process: potassium ion transmembrane transport. Gene Ontology annotation, cellular component: neuron projection; neuronal cell body; plasma membrane. NCBI's taxonomy places the organism in Eukaryota, Metazoa, Chordata, Actinopteri, Salmoniformes, Salmonidae. Gene Ontology annotation, molecular function: calmodulin binding; small conductance calcium-activated potassium channel activity. The coding region runs from base 68 to 2965 and encodes 965 amino acids. The transcript is spliced from 9 exons.